Molecule: messenger RNA, 1280 nt
Organism: Aspergillus candidus
Lineage: Eukaryota; Fungi; Ascomycota; Eurotiomycetes; Eurotiales; Aspergillaceae
Gene: ssn8
Product: cyclin-dependent protein serine/threonine kinase regulator SSN8
Exons: 3
Coding region: 186-1091 (301 amino acids)
Biological process (GO): positive regulation of transcription by RNA polymerase II
Cellular component (GO): mediator complex; nucleus
Molecular function (GO): cyclin-dependent protein serine/threonine kinase regulator activity
Source: RefSeq, a predicted model, not a curated record
CUUUAAUGACCUUGCUGUUCUUGACUGGAAGGCGUCCCUGUCGCCACUGCAGUCUUUGACGCAUGGAGUUGCGGUCAGCUUUGUUCGGAUAAGAUACAGACCACCCCGCCUGGGGCCAUUAUGAUCCUUCAAGUCUGAUAUAAACACAUCACAUUAUUAGACGGCGUUCGGAUCGGGAAUUCAUAAUGGCGGCAAAUUAUUGGGCGUCGACCCAAUACCGACAUUGGCUCUUCUCACGGGAAAAGCUAACAGAGAUCCGAGAAGGGUUCCGCGCGAGGGACCAGACAGCCCAUUCGCAAUUCCCGUUGCCAGACCAGAGGCUCUUGAACAUCUACUUUAGCCAGCAAUUGAUCAAGCUGGGGAAGCGAAUGUCCACGAGACAGCAAGCUCUGGCGACAGCCCAGAUAUAUAUCAAGAGGUUCUACACCAAGAACGAGAUCCGGCACAGCAACCCGUACUUGGUGGCGACCACGGCAUUCUAUCUCGCCUGUAAAAUGGAAGAAUGCCCCCAGCAUAUCCGAUACGUGGUCGGCGAGGCCCGGGGCCUCUGGCCAGAGUUCAUUGCCCCCGACGUUUCCAAACUGGGGGAGUGCGAGUUUAUGUUGAUAUCCGAAAUGAACUCGCAGCUUAUCGUACACCACCCGUACCGGACUCUCUCGGAACUCCAGCCCGAGCUGGCUUUGACAUCAGACGAGGUGGCACUCGCAUGGUCGGUGAUCAAUGAUCACUACCUGACAGACCUGCCAUUGUUGCACCCUCCUCAUGUCAUUGCCGUGAUGGCCAUCAUCGUGGCCAUCGUCUUCAAACCGAGCCAAUCCGGUUUCCAUGGUUCCGCGGCCCCGUUGGCCGGCGCAAUGCGCGACGGAGGCAUGAACAUCCUUGCAGCACUGGGGGAUCGGGGCGGAGCAGGACCUCCCGCCCGGAUCCAAAAACUCAUCAGCUGGCUGGCGGAUAGUGAGGUGGACAUCCGAGCGGUCAUUGAAUGCACGCAGGAGCUGGUCUCGUUGUAUGAAGUCUGGGAGCAGUACAGUGAGAAACACUGCAAGGAGCUGCUUGGGAGGAUGGUCAAGAGUAAAAGCCUUGACAAGUGAUGCUGAGUGUUUCUAUGUGCUGGCUUAUAUGACCUUACGUCUCUUUCUCACGAUCUUGAAACCCACAUACUCCACACAUUGCAGCGUUGCAUUUGGCUUGCAUUAUACGGAUUACUGUACCGUGCUUUUGGACAUUAGAUUAUUGCUCAACAUCAAUGCUACUGCCGGUGUAAAUCAGUCUGAACCCAC